AAAUGUACACUGUGUGAAACCGCGGGGAGAGUUGUUGGAUUCUUUGGAACUUUUCGAACUAUGAACAUAUCAUCUUCAUCAUCUACCUCUGUCUCACCAACCUUUUCAAAAGGGCUUGUAAAAAAAAUACAAUUUUGAGGUUCACGGAAUCGUACGUACAUUCCACGGUAUGACGGUGUCACCCCGGAACACACACAGUCACACACUAUAGAGAUCGAUCACGUAAGAGAUGUAACACAAAUUCAUCUUGUGGUACAUAUAUUUCCACCUUCCCGGCUUCUUCCAUUUUCCAUGUUUCCAAAUUUUCAUCAUCAAUCCAACAACUCUUGUAGUGUUUCGAUCAUUCGAUUCUGCUUAUUUCCAAAUUAGACUAAAUUAAGUCGUACCAUUAUAUCCUAUUUUUUCCAAGUCUAAACUACCAGAUCCAUUCUCCAUUUCUUUUGUUUCCAUAAAAAUUAAUCAAAAAUGGUAAAGUAUACUACUUUUCCACAUGUUGCCUGACCAAGUCAACCAUCAAAUAAACCGAAUCAACUCUUGUGUCAUAUUGUUUUCCACAUACAUACUUUUGUUAUAAGUUUCCCAUAUUCUCAUAAAUCCUAUAUAAAGUUCAUUCUCACCCCCCCAACUUUGAUCUCCACCUGAAAACUUCUCUCUCUUUUUCUUUCUUCUUUCUUUCCGGGAUCGUAAAAUUACUUCCGGCGAAAUGGCAAAACGGACAUUAUUAAUCCAAUCAAUUUUGCUGUGUUCAAUGUUGAUGAUGAUUCCGAUUCCGGCAAAAGCCCAACAAAACUGCUCGAGUUUUGCCUUCAGCAACGGAGUGGGCCCAUUCGCAACCUGCAUAACUCUUCCGGUUCUCAACUCUUUCCUCCACUGGACCUACCAUUCCUCCAACCACACCGUUGACAUCGCUUACCGCCACACCGGAGUCUCCGCUUCCAACUGGGUCGCUUGGGCCCUCAACCCGGACGGUUCCGGGAUGUUACGGGCCCAAUGUCUGGUGGCCUUCCAGAACUCCAGUGGCCUUGUCCACGCCUACACUGCGCCGAUCGGGACAGGUACUUACUUCAUACAGCUGACGGAGGGCUCGUUGAGCUUCCCGGUGCCGAGGCUCUCGGCGGAGUUUGAUAAUAAUAAUAAGGAGAUGAUUAUAUUCGCCACUUUACGGUUGCCGGCCGGCCGGACGAGUUUUAAUCAGGUGUGGCAGGUGGGACCACUUAGCGGUGAUUCCCCGCAAGCUCAUGAUACCACUGGGAACUCUCCUAACACCAGGUCGACCGGGACCGUUGACUUCGCCACCGGUCAAGUUUCCGCCGGCGGUGGAGUCUCGAAUUCCAGAAUGCGGAAGAGAAAUGUUCAUGGAGUGUUGAAUGCGGUGAGUUGGGGAAUUCUGAUGCCGGUGGGAGCAGUGAUAGCAAGGUAUUUGAAGGUGUUCAAGUCGGCAACUCCAGCCUGGUUUUACUUGCAUGUCACGUGCCAAACAUCUGCCUAUAUUGUUGGAGUUGCUGGAUGGGGUACUGGUCUCAAACUCGGUAGUGAUUCCAAGGGAAUCACCUAUGACACCCAUAGGAACAUCGGUAUCGCUCUCUUCUGCCUCGGAACACUUCAGGUAUUUGCCUUGCUGUUGAGGCCGAAGCCUGAUCACAAAUACAGACUCUACUGGAAUAUCUAUCACUGGGCUACUGGGUACGUAGUCAUUGCUCUCAGCAUCGUGAACAUCUUCAAGGGUUUUGAUAUCUUGGAUCCCCAGAAGAAAUGGAAGAACGCGUACACCGGCGUGAUUAUAGCCAUCGGUGGAGUUGCAGUUGCACUUGAAGCCAUUACAUGGCUGAUUGUGUUGAAGAGAAAGAAGGAUGGUGGUAGCCUCUCUGACAAUAAUAAGUACCCUCCUCAUUCAUCAAAUAGGGUAAAUGGAGUAAACGGUUAUGGAGCCUAGGGUUUUUUUUUUCUUUUUUCUAAUCGAGAUAUUGGCCUUUUGAAAUCCUUCAUGGAUUUCAAUUCCACACGAUAUGUAGGAUGCAUACCUGGUUUGAUAUAUUUAGGGCUUUAGAUGUAUUGCGACCCCAUACUCCCUUGGGCAUAUAUAUAUUGAGGGAGUAUUAUUUUUUGUAUUCUUGAUUGUCAUUUUUAGUGACUCUAUAUCUACUUUUGUAGAUAUUAGCAUAGAUUAUGUUUUGAUAUCCUAUAUAUAUAUAUACCUACUAGUGACUUGUGUGAGAAACCAGCAUUGUUUUUAUUUCUUUGAAAACAAUUUUAACUAAAUCGUGACUCACCUAUUAAAUACAUUGAGACUUUUGAAAAACACAAAUUCUAGAGGAUCAAAUUUACAUGUACGCGACGGUUACCAACAAUCCAUAUGGCUUUACUUCAAAAUAUUAGAUGUGCUAUCAUCGUGAUGUAACGUUAUAUAGUUAUAUUACUUUGCGUUGACUUUUGCGGUUCAUUUCAAUUAUUACUCUGUAUUUGUGCCACUACUUUUAAGGACGAGACUAAAAUCUCUGCGCUAAUAUAACAUAAUUCAAACAAAUGACUAGCCGCGAGGGUUUGCUCAUCUAGAAGAUGGCCUAGAGGGCUUUGAGUCGACGGCCGGCCGGCACUAACCCGUGGCUCUUAGGCAUUCCUUCAAGUCAGCGCAUUUCCUUGUCUUUGAGUUGAAAUAAGUGUUUUAUAACAUUUGGUGCAUUUGACACCGGGUAGAUGUUGCUAGAAAUAAUUGGACAAAACGAAAGGUUGAUUGUAUUUGUAUAGCUAGG
Oldenlandia corymbosa var. corymbosa is the source of this 2750-nucleotide messenger RNA. The record is from the annotation of a GenBank genome assembly. Lineage: Eukaryota; Viridiplantae; Streptophyta; Magnoliopsida; Gentianales; Rubiaceae.